AUGGACGAUAGCUCGGAAGAUGUCAACGAGUUUCUUUUACGCAUCCGGGAGCUGGGCGAUAAGAGAGUAAAGGAAGACGAGGAUAGGGCUCGGAAGCUGGAAGAGGAGAUAUUGCAGGGUCGUAAAGAGAGACAAGCGCGGCGAGCUGAACGAGCUCGCUCAAUCUCGCCCACCAAAGACUUUCCCUCCCCUUCAAUCUCGAGUCUUCCCAGAGACCACAAGUCUAUCUCACAGUUUCCACCACAAGUCCUUCGACCGACGAGUGCUUCCUACGAGCAAGAUAACAAGACGCAUCUCGACGAACAUCACGUCUCUGAUAACAAUUCCCCUUCGACUCCCCCCGUAGUUGCGAACCACGUUGCGCAGUCUGAUAGUGACAGGACAGAAGAUACGCUUGACCAAGCUAUCGUCUCUGAGAAGAUAUCGUCUCUCUCGUUAGAACCAACAGCUACUGGGGAACAAACCAAUGAAACGAUGCCACUAGCCGAAGACACCCCGCCUUCGCGCUCUCAGAUCUCAAAAAAUCUGUCUUCGAAAGAUCCAGCAUGGUUUCGACAAACAGCAGAUCGCGAUAGAGGUUCUUUAGCGCUACGAAGGAAUGCAGAUACUAGCACGACUGAGACAUCUUCAGCCGAGGCAAGCUUCAAGUUGCCCGGCCUGAGUCGAGACUCGGCAUCAGAUGCUGAGAAAUUCCGCGAUUGGAUUGCUGAUGAACGAUCACGCUCACCCUCGAGAGCAAGCUCAACUUUUGCUGCUAACAGCAGCAUUGGAAAUCGUUAUUCGAGCAUAUCCUCGGUGUCUACGAGUGGCCUUGGCUCCCCCAUUCCCUUGGUUACUUCCAGACUUGAAGCUCGUAAAAUAGAGGCUCAACCACCCGGCGACGACCGUAUUCCUUUAUCUCCAGGUCGUGCAUCUCCAGAACGGUCAGGUUCUCCUACCAAGGGCUUAGGAGGUUUUGUGCAAAGUGCCAUGUUGAAACGCAGUGAUAGUAUAUCAAAGCGUUGGACCGUGCAAUCCCCCGCCAACUUGAGUCGUAGCAACUCUAUAAUUAGCAACCGCAGCGGGGUCGGUCGUUCUGCAUUUGGUGAUUUGCUUCCAAGUCCUGCCGAGCCUAGGCCAAUCCGUGAGAGCUCGCCUUUAUCACUCUCAAGACCCGGUUCAAGCCACAGUGAAGCAACCAUCGUUCAUCACUCGAAAAGCCCGGAAGAUAAAGACAGCAGUCAGGAGAAACCCCCGCUAGACACAGGCUUUGUGAGACCCUCCUUGCCCAUUCACGCUCGCUCCAGCUUCUCAAAUGCUACUGGAGCAGAUGAAGCGAAAGCUAGCGAUGAGCCGCAAACUCCCCGCAGUCCUUCAAAAUCUUUCGAUCAGAAGCGAUGGAGUCCCACUAAAUCAAGCUGGCUCGAAAGUGCGUUAAAUCGCCCCGAAUCACCCAGAACAAAAGCGACACCUGUUACUCAACAGCCUGCAUGGAUGAGAGAUCUGUCCAAAGCACGACAGUCUAGGGCCAGCAUUGAUCUUGGAAGACCGGCGGCGGCUCAAGAGACGACUCCUGUGAGCUUGAGAUCACCUGCACUGAGCGGCCAUUCCAAGAGUCCCAGUGUCUCCGGAAUCAGCUCAUCCAUUAUCCAAGAUCUCAAUGGCCCUUCAACUGAAAAAGUACAGUCUCCCAAGAAGGAAGAAAACACUCAACCAGCUGUGUCAGAUACCAAGGAUGGCGUUGAAGCAGUAUCAAAAGAAGUAGAUGUAUCUGCUUCACCCGAUGUUGAAGAAAAACUAAGUUCCUCUUUACCAAAGACCUCUCCACCGGUGCCAUCGAAUAAACCAAAGACAGUCUCUGCUAUUAAUGUCGGCUCAGCGAACCCCAGGUCACAGCCAGUGACUACAGACUUUAGGGCAAACCUGCGGAAGCGCGAGGUCACCAAUGACAAGACCACACAAGAUGAACCGGAAUUCAAGAAUAUCUUUGGGAAACUUAGGAAGGCAGAAAAAUCCACUUACAAGGUGCCUGAUGUACUGAAGGAUAACAUCACUAAGGGGAAAGCAGCAUUGAUUGUCACCGGGGGACCAAAGAAAAGUGACCGAGUGGAUGAGUUCAGAGAAAGCAUUUUGAAGCAGAAAGAUGCAAUGAAAGCAGGCGGAGGCUCUAUCAGAAAAACAGGCGACGAAGAUCGAAAUAUACCAAAGCCACGAUCCCCGGUACCUGAAGCGCUCGCGAAACGCAAUAAUCUUGCCCGAACGGACAGUACAAGAAGCAAUCUGUCGGUCUUGUCUUCUCCAUCUCCGACCAACUCUACCGGGACAGAGAGUCCUCAGCGGCCUUUAAGCGUGUCAAGUAACAAGCCCGAACUGAAUUUAUCUCCUGUCGAGCCGUCACCACGACAGCAAUCGACCACUAUUGCCAUUACACCCAACGAAAGCUCGACUCAAUACUCUAAGAUCAACGUGCAGAAAAGGGAAACAGUGCCUGGGCCGAACUCCGUCCCAGCUAAGUCAAUUCAGGAGAAUAAGAUUGGCUCAACUGGCUCAACGGUUCGUCCCUUGUCAUCAAGAGCCACCGUAGAUAUCUCUACGAAAAUCACUACUGAGCCUAAGGGACUUGCUACUAAGGGAGCUAUAGCAGGCCGGCUAAACCCUGCGUUAGCGGACAUCUUGGCUCGUGGUCCGCCGCGCGCCGGAGGUGAAUCGGGAAAGCCUACUGUCACUACCUCUACCUUCACGCCAACGCAAGAACCCCAGCCGACCUCGACGGCCCCGCUGACCCAUAUGACAAAAGCCCGAGCAAGAGGUCCCAAAAGAAGGCUUCCUGCUUCCACUAAGUCCGAAUCCAUUACGGCCAUGAAGGAGGACAGCCAAUCAACUGGACAAGCUACAUCGGCUUCUAAGGUGACUGAGCGGAAGGAUUCAUCAGAGGAGGUACGUUCGCCGUCCGUGCCUGCAAAGACAUUAGACAAUCGUUCUGAGUCAGUCAUCGAGCGCCAAAAACCGCUGAUACCUUCCAAAUCGCCAGAUGUACCAAGAUCGUCUCUGAUUUCCCCUCCCAAAACGAAACCUGUGGCGGAAGAACCAAGUGCAGACAAAGAAAACCAAGAAGUUGGUGUCAAGAGUUCUGCAUCACCUGAGAGUCCAACCGAGGAGGUGUCAAAGCCUCCAGUUCCUUCCAAAUCAGCAGAUGUUCGAAGAGUUUCUAUGACUUCUCCUACUCUCCGAAAGACAUCUACCUCAAGUCUCAAUAAAGAGAAGUCUAACGACUUACCUUCCAAGAGCACUAUCUCUCCUGUAGUUCCUCCGAAGACAGGCAUAGUUCGUGACACCUCGACGCUCAGUGACAAGAAGCGUUCCCUUAACGAGCGGCCGACACCGCCUCCAAAAUUAGCGACGUUGCCCUUGAACCCUUCUCCAGGGAACUCUUCGCCGUCCCCUUCGUUCGCUUCUAGGUUGAAAGAGACCUUUUCCAACUCUGCCAACGUUUCUCCAAUCCAGGCCAAGUUUGGACUGGGCUUAGGAGGCUCAUUCUUCCAAUCUCGGCCGGGGUCACCGCUUGAUACCAGCCGGAAACCUUCACCUGCUAAUAAACCACCAUCGACCCCUCCUGUUCCACCCAAGAAGAACUUGAGUAUUUCUGCUCAAAUUCCUACUGAGGUACGAAGGCCUUCCCUUAUGUCACCUAUUCCGAGAACAUCUGAGUCUGUCGGUGUAAUAUCCGAAUUCUUCGACACACCGCCCAAGUCUAGCGACAGAGUUAACGUCGAUCCACAACUGAUUCUCUCCACGGAGACGGACGAGUUCAAGACAAGGACCCUUCGAAAGCAGAUCUGGGAGAUCACAGGAGACGGCAAGAAACAAGAUCUCCCUAAGAAUCAAGAUUACAUCCUCUUCGAGGGUAGCAUGUAUGUCUGUGUACAUAGUUUCGAAUGUGAAACAGGAAACACGACCGAGUGUUACUUGUGGCUGGGUGAUGAAGUUUCCGAAGCGGCCAUGCAGGAUGCUCAGCUAUUCGCACGUAGAGUCGCGAGAGAAAAUGGAACCAAGCUUGAAAUAAUCAGACAGGGGAAGGAACCCGCUAAAUUUGUUGAGGCUCUUGGAGGUAUAAUCAUUACUCGGCGUGGUUCCAGUUCUCGGUCGAGCUCGUCGGCACUCUACAUGCUCUGUGGUAGACGGCAUUUGGGACAGAUUGCAUUCGACGAAGUCGACUUCUGCUACCAGAAUCUUUGCUCGGGUUUUACGUUUGUUAUUUCAGCAAGGUUUGGCAAGCUUUAUCUUUGGAAAGGAAAAGGUAGCGGAGCGGAUGAAGUUGGUAGUGCGCGACUGGUUGGCAUGGAUCUUGGACUCACAGGCGAAAUGGAGGAAAUUUCCGAAGGUGAUGAGCCCCAAAGCUUCUUUGAUGUGUUCCCUAAAUCUGAAACGGUCGAGCCGCCUACAACGUCGGACUAUUGGCAUCUAAAGCCCAAGCAUGAAAAGCAUCGAUAUCGAUUGCUUCGGAUCGAUCAUGUCCUAGGCCAGAAGGGAGGGUUUUGGAAUCGACGCGGAUCCUCUUCGCCAGUUAUCCGACCUAAUGACACUAUACGGGAGAUCGAACCCUUCUCCCAGAAGGACUUACUUCCUCAAGGAAUCUACAUUCUCGAUGCUUUCUUUGAGAUCUAUGUUAUUGUAGGAAGUGAGGCUAAAUCUCGGGCUGCUGAAUUUGCAUCUGCUCUAGUCUUUGCGCACGAAUAUGGGAUCUUGGCAGCUUCACUACAAGACCGACCGUUUAUCCCAGUCGGCUAUGUUUCAAUCGGCGGUCUGCCCGACUCUUGCACAGUGGCAUUUCGAAAAUGGGAUCCCAGGCUGUGGCCAACAACAUCCUACGUCUUGCCAUUGAACGCGGCCAUUGAAGCUAUCCGUUCUUGA
Messenger RNA from Talaromyces stipitatus ATCC 10500, 4890 nucleotides. Its product is annotated as gelsolin repeat protein, putative. The record is from RefSeq and is a predicted model, not a curated record. Gene Ontology annotation, molecular function: actin filament binding; phosphatidylinositol-4,5-bisphosphate binding. The transcript is spliced from 3 exons. NCBI's taxonomy places the organism in Eukaryota, Fungi, Ascomycota, Eurotiomycetes, Eurotiales, Trichocomaceae. Bases 1 to 4890 code for a protein of 1629 amino acids. Gene Ontology annotation, biological process: actin filament severing; barbed-end actin filament capping.